This is a messenger RNA of Hydra vulgaris (swiftwater hydra), 786 nucleotides long. RefSeq lists its product as uncharacterized. Lineage: Eukaryota; Metazoa; Cnidaria; Hydrozoa; Anthoathecata; Hydridae. The record is from RefSeq and is a predicted model, not a curated record. Gene Ontology annotation, molecular function: electron transfer activity. Gene Ontology annotation, cellular component: membrane.
AUGGUAGUAAUUUCAGAAGCUUACUUACAACAUAUUGAAUAUAAUGCAGUUCAACAAGCAUUAACCAUUAAUAUUGCACCAAUAACAUUUAAACGAUAUGUUGAUGACUGCCAUGCACGUUUUUCUAACUCUGGUAAUGCAGAAUCGUUUUUGACACUUUUAAACUCUCAAGACAAAGCUAUUCAAUACACAUGCGAAUACCAAAAUGAUCAAGAUCAACUUAAUUUCUUAGACAUCUGCAUUUCAACUAAUCAUAUAACUCAUAAAUAUAACUUUUCUAUAUACCGCAAGAAUCCAAUAACGAAUGUACUUGUAAAACCGCAGUCUCAAAAUGGAUAUUCUCAGCAACAACUUCUAGACAUUGUAAAACAUUACAAACCAUCCCAAACAAAAAGCCGCCAACAAUUUAACACAUUUAAUAUAAAAAUACUUCCGUGGGUUCCUAAAUUAAGCCUUAUUCUUAGACGCGCGUUUCGAAAAGUUGGCAUAAAAACAGUUUUUCGUUUCGGAAGAUCUUUAUCGAACAUAUUAUGCCAAAACAAAUCAAAGAUACCACCAAACAGUUACCCGGGUGUUUACCAACUUGAAUGUACAUGUGGUGCUUUUAAUGUGGGUGAAACCAGAAAAAAGAUAAAAACACGAAUAGCUGAACAUCAAAAAAACGUGACUAAAGCGAACUGGAAAGCGUCUGGAAUUGUCGAACAUGCACAACAUUGCAAAGGAGACCCAGAAAAUUUUAUCAAUGCUAAUUCAUUAGUUACCCCUGUUCAUAUAAUGCCAGAAUGA